Messenger RNA from Knipowitschia caucasica, 2742 nucleotides. NCBI's taxonomy places the organism in Eukaryota, Metazoa, Chordata, Actinopteri, Gobiiformes, Gobiidae. The record is from the annotation of a GenBank genome assembly.
AUGACACAAGGAUCAGAAGGAGUUCUACUAGAAAACACCAAGGAGGAGAGCGGAGGAGGAGAGUCAAGGAGGAGGAGAAGGAGAGCGGAGAAGGAGAGCGGAGGAGGAGAGCUGAGGAGGAGGAGAGCCGAGGAGGAGAGCGGAGGAGGAGGAGGAGAGCCGAGGAGGAGGAGAGCCGAGGAGGAGAGCGGAGGAGGAGGAGAGCGGAGGAGGAGAGCGGAGGAGGAGGAGAGCCAAGGAGGAGGAGAGCGGAGGAGGAGAGCGGAGGAGGAGAGCGGAGGAGGAGAGUGGAGGAGGAGAGCGGAGGAGGAGAGUGGAGGAGGAGAGCGGAGGAGGAGAGCGGAGGAGGAGAGCGGAGGAGGAGAGCGGAGGAGGAGGAGAGUGGAGGAGGAGAGCGGAGGAGGAGGAGAGCCGAGGAGGAGAGCGGAGGAGGAGAGCGGAGGAGGACGAGAGCCAAGGAGGAGAGCUGAGGAGGAGAGCCAAGGAGGAGGAGAGUGGAGGAGGAGAGCCAAGGAGGAGGAGAGCGGAGGAGGAGAGCCAAGGAGGAGGAGAGCGGAGGAGGAGAGCCAAGGAGGAGAGCCGAGGAGGAGGAGAGCCAAGGAGGAGGAGAGCCGAGGAGGAGGAGAGCCGAGGAGGAGGAGAGCGGAGGAGGAGGAGAGUGGAGGGGCGGGUCAGGGCGGGUCAGCGGCGGUACGGGUGGAAGCCCGCAACGUUGUGGUUCUGUCCCCGCCCAAAGGCCCCGGGAGCGGCCUGAGGGACUUGUGCUGUGGCCGUCCCAUAGGCGGCGGGCUGCGAAGGCAACACACUGGUCAUAACCUGCAACACAACAGCAAGACACUGGUGUCCCCCUCUUCCCUCUCCCCCUGGGUCUCACACGUCCCUCUCCCCCUGGGUCUCACCCGUCCCUCUCCCCCUGGGUCUCACCCGUCCCUCUCCCCCUGGGUCUCACCCGUCCCUCUCCUCUCGGGUCUCACCCGUCCCUCUCCUCUCGGGUCUCACCCGUCCCUCUCCCCCUGGGUCUCACCCUUCCCUCUCCCCCUCGGUCUCACCCGUCCCUCUCCCCCUGGGUCUCACACGUCCCUCUCCCCCUGGGUCUCACCCGUCCCUCUCCCCCUGGGUCUCACCCUUCCCUCUCCCCCUGGGUCUCACCCGUCCCUCUCCUCUCGGGUCUCACCCGUCCCUCUCCCCCUGGGUCUCACCCGCCCCUCUCCCCCUGGGUCUCACCCUUCCCUCUCCCCCUGGGUCUCACCCUUCCCUCUCCUCUCGGGUCUCACCCGUCCCUCUCCCCCUGGGUCUCACCCGUCCCUCUCCCCCUGGGUCUCACCCGUCCCUCUCCCCCUGGGUCUCACCCGUCCCUCUCCCCCUGGGUCUCACCCGUCCCUCUCCUCUCGGGUCUCACCCGUCCCUCUCCCCCUGGGUCUCACCCGUCCCUCUCCUCUCGGGUCUCACCCGUCCCUCUCCUCUCGGGUCUCACCCGUCCCUCUCCUCUCGGGUCUCACCCGUCCCUCUCCCCCUCGGUCUCACCCGUCCCUCUCCCCCUGGGUCUCACACGUCCCUCUCCCCCUGGGUCUCACCCUUCCCUCUCCCCCUGGGUCUCACCCGUCCCUCUCCUCUCGGGUCUCACCCGUCCCCUCUCCUCUCGGGUCUCACCCGUCCCUCUCCCCCUGGGUCUCACCCGCCCCUCUCCCCCUGGGUCUCACCCUUCCCUCUCCCCCUGGGUCUCACCCGUCCCUCUCCUCUCGGGUCUCACCCGUCCCUCUCCCCCUGGGUCUCACCCUUCCCUCUCCCCCCGGUCUCACCCGUCCCUCUCCCCCUGGGACUCACCCUUCCCUCUCCCCCUGGGUCUCACACGUCCCUCUCCCCCUGGGUCUCACCCGUCCCUCUCCCCCUGGGUCUCACCCGUCCCUCUCCCCCUGGGUCUCACCCGUCCCUCUCCCCCUGGGUCUCACCCGUCCCUCUCCUCUCGGGUCUCACCCGUCCCUCUCCCCCUGGGUCUCACCCGUCCCUCUCCUCUCGGGUCUCACCCGUCCCUCUCCUCUCGGGUCUCACCCGUCCCUCUCCUCUCGGGUCUCACCCGUCCCUCUCCCCCUCGGUCUCACCCGUCCCUCUCCCCCUGGGUCUCACACGUCCCUCUCCCCCUGGGUCUCACCCUUCCCUCUCCCCCUGGGUCUCACCCGUCCCUCUCCUCUCGGGUCUCACCCGUCCCUCUCCUCUCGGGUCUCACCCGUCCCUCUCCUCUCGGGUCUCACCCGUCCCUCUCCCCCUGGGUCUCACCCGCCCCUCUCCCCCUGGGUCUCACCCUUCCCUCUCCCCCUGGGUCUCACCCGUCCCUCUCCUCUCGGGUCUCACCCGUCCCUCUCCCCCUGGGUCUCACCCUUCCCUCUCCCCCCGGUCUCACCCGUCCCUCUCCCCCUGGGUCUCACCCGUCCCUCUCCCCCUGGGUCUCACCCGUCCCUCUCCCCCUGGGACUCACCCUUCCCUCUCCCCCUGGGUCUCACACGUCCCUCUCCCCCUGGGUCUCACCCGUCCCCUCUCCCCCUGGGUCUCACCCUUCCCUCUCCCCCUGGGUCUCACCCGUCCCUCUCCCCCUGGGUCUCACCCGUCCCUCUCCCCCUGGGUCUCACCCGUCCCUCUCCCCCUGGGUCUCACACGUCCCUCUCCCCCUGGGUCUCAUCCUUCCCUCUCCUCUCGGGUCUGAGCCAUUCCUCAUCCUUUCUGAACUUUCUUUAUGUAGACCUAUAG